Molecule: messenger RNA, 1251 nt
Organism: Apis florea (little honeybee)
Lineage: Eukaryota; Metazoa; Arthropoda; Insecta; Hymenoptera; Apidae
Gene: rswl
Product: tRNA methyltransferase roswell
Biological process (GO): mitochondrial tRNA 5'-end processing; positive regulation of mitochondrial translation
Cellular component (GO): nucleus; mitochondrion; nucleoplasm
Molecular function (GO): tRNA binding
Source: RefSeq, a predicted model, not a curated record
GUAUGUUUUAUUAAGUCUAUAAUAUUUAAAAAUGUAUAAUCGAUUUUAUUUAAAUUUUGUUACUUUUGUAACUAAAUUUUAUUCUAAUGUUUCUAUUCAAAAUGUACAUAAAAUCACAAUUUCACAAUUUAGAAUUCCUAUGCAAAUAUAUGUACGGCAUUAUUGUAAAGAAAACCCAAAUAAGAUAAUAUUUGAACAUUAUAACAAAUUAAAUGAAGAAGAAUUAAAAACACUUCUAGAAGAUCCAAAAUAUAAAGCUAUUUACGAUAGAUAUAAUUUAGAAUUAGAAUACAUAAAGUAUAAUACAGGAAAAGUACCUAAAACAUUAACACCAUCUAACUGGUUAUAUUUACUAAAAUCAUCAGCAAAAGGACAAAGAAGAUCUUAUAUAGAAUUUCUUUGGAAAUUAGAACAAAAAGAAAAACAUCGACUAGAAAAGAAGUUAUUAAAAAAAGAGAAAGAAAUAGAAAUUAAGAAGAAUAAUCAAUAUUCAAUAGGCAAUUCAUUAUUUUUCCGCAUACGUGACAAAACAAUAAAUGAAUAUUACAAUAGCAGGCUGAUAAGUGCUAUGUUACAUGAACCAAUAAUAAUAUAUGAUCUUGGAUAUGAUGAAUAUAUGGAACCAUUUGAACGAGAAAAUUGUGCAAAACAAUUAUUAUUAUCUUUUUCAACCAAUCGAAUACAUGAGGAACCUUUUAAUCUUUAUUUUUGUAAUGUGCGCAAAGAUAGUUCUGUUAUGCAAAAAUUACAUAAAACAAUACCACAGUUAUAUGAACCACAUUUUCCAUUAAAUAUUACUUCAAAAUCCUAUUUAGAAAUAUUUGAUAAAAACAAAUUAGUGUAUCUUACUCCUAAUGCUGAAACAACUCUAAAAAAAUUUGAUCCUAAUCUAAUAUAUAUAAUUGGUGCAAUAGUAGAUAAGAAAGAAUCUAAACCAUAUUCAUUUCAAAAAGCUAAUAAAGAAGGUAUUAAAAUGAUGAAGUUACCUUUGAGUGAGAUGUUAGAAUGGGGAACAUCAUCUUCAAAAAAUCUUCCUAUCAAUCAAAUUAUUUCUAUUUUAUUAGAAUUAAAACGAACUAAGAAUUGGAAUAUGGCAUUACGUAGUAUACCUAAACGGAAAUUAAAAGAAGCAAGAAUGGAGCAACAAAAAAGAAGAGAAAGAAUGAUAUUAAAAUAUUUUAAUACAUAAGGAUUCUAGAAUUUAUAAUAAUGUUUGCUAUAAAUUAAAAUUAAAUAUAAUUAAUAUUAAAU